GGGGGCGUCCUCCUCAUAUCCGCGGUGUUGGAGGCUGAUGGUGAGGAAGUUAUUAUCUCCACAACCACGACUGUCCCUAGAUGUAUCUCCCGACGGUAGAGGACGGCAUGCAGCACUUCAAGCCGAGCCGAGAUAGACUCUACUCCACAAGAUGCUGCGGAUGUUGCCAUGUGAGGACGGGGACCAUUAUCCUCGGGACGUGGUACAUGGUUGUCAACCUCCUGAUGGGCAUCCUGCUGACCGUGGCUGUGACCCAUCCGGAGAACGUGCCCACUAUCGACCUCCAGUAUGAGGUCAUCGACCACUACUUGGCUUCAGACCGGAUGUCUGAGAACGCCUGCUUUGGAUUUGCCAUCUCCCUGCUGAUGCUCACCAUCAGCGCCAUGAUGGUGUAUGGAGCCAUAACACACCGCGACGGCUGGCUCAUACCCUUCUUCUGCUACCAGCUGUUUGACUUUGCCCUGAGUUGCUUGGUGGCCAUCAGUCCUCUGACCUACCUGCCCAGGAUUAAAGACUAUCUGGAUCAGCUGCCGGACUUCCCCUACAAAGACAACCUGCUGUCCAUGGACUCCAGCUGCCUGCUGCUGUUUGUGCUGCUCUUCUUCGCCUUCCUCAUCAUUCUCAAGGCUUACCUGAUGAACUGUGUGUGGAACUGCUACAAGUACAUCAACAACCGGAACAUGCCAGAGAUCGCUGUCUAUCCCGCCUUCGAGGCCCCGCCACAGUACAUCCUGCCCACGUACGAGAUGGCAAUGAAGAUGCCAGACAAAGAAGCCCCUCCCCCCUACAUGCCAGCUUAGAUUACCCCCACAGACCACACCUCCUCCCAAGACAGUGUUAGUACAUCUAUUCACAUUUAGUUGUUUGGCCUUGCCUGUGUGUGGGUAUGUUGAGUGUACAAGUGGAACAGUCUGAAGAGUCUGUACGUGAGUGCUUGCAACGUGGCCCCAACCUCUGUCCUUUUCUUUUUGUUGCUAAGUGUCUUAGUAAAAAGGAUUCUUGUGAACGAAUCGACUCGCUUGAAAUGCUCUCAUCGAUUCAGCACCACCAUCACACCCUUUUAAAGAGUGAUAUGUAAAAUAACAAUGUUAGGACAAUCCACAAAUUAUAAAUAUGAUCUUAAUGUUGAAUUUGGCUGUUAUUUAAUUUCACCAUUUUAUUAAAAAUCUAGUUUUUAUUCCAUUCUCCAGUUUUUUGGAUGAGUACCUUUUCAGUGUUCUGUUUUAGUUUCAAGCAUUGCUUUAGGCCUGUCCAUCACCAUGUGCGUUCUAUUUAGUUUAAAGCAUUGCUUUAUGCCUUUCCAUUACCCUGUGUGCCAAGCACAUCUCUAUCCAUGGCCCUGUUGUGGUACGAUGAGUGACCUCUCCUUUUUCAAUGUGCAGCCUAAAUUCAGAGCAACAGAUUGCUCAUCUGUAGUCGCAUGCUGCUUUAUUCCUCAACACCGCUCUUUACUUUUCAUGACAUGUUGACCCUGUUGUAUAACAUAUUGGCUUCAAUAAACGUUUCAAGAAAAA
This is a messenger RNA of Gadus macrocephalus (Pacific cod), 1514 nucleotides long. RefSeq names its product lysosomal protein transmembrane 4 alpha (gene laptm4a). NCBI's taxonomy places the organism in Eukaryota, Metazoa, Chordata, Actinopteri, Gadiformes, Gadidae. Gene Ontology annotation, cellular component: lysosomal membrane. The record is from RefSeq and is a predicted model, not a curated record. The transcript has 7 exons. Bases 81 to 800 code for a protein of 239 amino acids.